UUAUUUAUAGUAUUGUUUUAAUUUAGUUAUAGGUUAUUGUUUGAAAAAUGUCAUUUUUUGACGAUGUUGAACGAUAUUUUAAUACACGGUGCUUAUACACAGCUAUUGAAGUUCAAGUAAAUGCUGAUAAUGCAGAAUUAAAAAAAGCUUACCAUAAACUCUCAUUAAGAUAUCAUCCAGAUAGAUCUUCAGUGCAAGACAAAGAUAUUAACAAGUGCAAAUUUCAAACACUAUCAAAAAUACAUUCUAUUCUUUCUAAUAAGGAAUCUAGAGCAGUUUAUGAUGAAACAGGAGAACUUAUUGAUGAUGACAGUCUACAAAAUAAAGACUGUGAUUGGGACUCUUACUGGAGACAACUUUUUAAAAAGAUUACAAAAAAAGAUAUAGAAAAAUUUGAAGAAGAAUUCAAAGGGAGUGAAAAAGAAGCAGAAGAAAUAAAGGCAUAUUACAUUCGUUUUGAAGGGGAUAUGGAUGAGAUUUUAAAUAAUGUUAUGUGCUCAACUGCUGAAGAUGAAACAAGAUUUCGAAAAAUCAUCACUAAUUUAAUAGAAAAAAAAGAAGUGCCUGAAUUUGAUAACUUCUCAAAAGAGGAUCCACAGAAAAUAAAGUUAAGAAAGAUAAGGGCCGAAAAAGAGAAAAAAGAAGCAGAACAGCAUGCAAAUGAUAUUGGUUUAAAAACAGAUGAUACCUUAGAAAAUCUGAUAUUGCAGCGUCAAGUUGAUCGAUCUAAGGAAAUGAACAAUUUUUUUAACAAUCUUGAAGCCAAGUAUGGUCAACCCAAAGCUAAAAAAUCCAAGAAACUAACUACAGAUGCACCUAUAAAAAAUGCAGCAAAUGCAACUUCUAAAAAGGUUGCUACAAAGCGGAAACGUAAAUAGAAAUUUUAAUUAAUGAAGGUUUUUUUUAAAAAAAAUAGAUGAUUUUUUUUUGUUGUUGAAAAAAAAGUUUAAUAUUUGUUUUAAA
Molecule: messenger RNA, 963 nt
Organism: Hydra vulgaris (swiftwater hydra)
Lineage: Eukaryota; Metazoa; Cnidaria; Hydrozoa; Anthoathecata; Hydridae
Product: dnaJ homolog subfamily C member 9
Cellular component (GO): cytoplasm; nucleus
Molecular function (GO): heat shock protein binding
Source: RefSeq, a predicted model, not a curated record